AUGACCGCCUCAAGAACAGACCUCCUCGCCUGGCUCAACGAGCUGCUCCAGAUCAACUACACCAAGAUCGAGCAAUGUGGAAGCGGAGGUGCCUACUGCCAGAUCAUGGACUCCAUCUAUGGCGAUGUGCCAAUGAACCGAGUAAAGAUGAACGCCAAACACGAAUACGAGUUCCUCGUCAACUACAAAGUCCUCCAAACCUUCUUCAAAAACAAGAAGAUCGACAAACCCAUCCCAGUAGAGAAGCUCACCAAAUGUAAAAUGCAGGACAACCUUGAAUUCCUACAAUGGAUGAAACGUUUCUGGGACGCCAACUACGGAGGCCAAGGCUACGACGCCGUCGCACGCCGCAAGGGCGUCCCGCUCGAACCACCAGCCACCGUGGCCCCAGUCCCGACCUCCCGCAGCACAGGCGCAGGCCUCGCCGCAGGAGGAGCCCGCGCAGGCGGCAGGACCCCACUCGGAGGCUUCAGAUCAGGCUCAGCCCAGUCCCAAGAGACCAUCGUCCACCUCCAGAACCAAGUCUCAGAACUCACAGGACAACUAGAGGGCCUCGAGAAGGAACGCGACUUUUAUUUCGAAAAGUUGCGUGAGAUCGAGAUCCUCGUCCAGGAGCAACUUGAUCUGCCCAAGGAGGAGCAGGGAGACCAAGAAGUGUUUACGAGGAUCCAAAAGAUCCUCUACUCCACCGAGGACGGCUUCGAAGUCCCCGAUCCCCAAGCCGCAGUCGACGAGGAAGAAACCUUCUAA
This is a messenger RNA of Coprinopsis cinerea okayama7#130, 750 nucleotides long. Its product is annotated as EB1 domain-containing protein. Gene Ontology annotation, molecular function: microtubule plus-end binding. The record is from RefSeq and is a predicted model, not a curated record. The coding region runs from base 1 to 750 and encodes 249 amino acids. Gene Ontology annotation, cellular component: microtubule plus-end; spindle midzone; microtubule organizing center. NCBI's taxonomy places the organism in Eukaryota, Fungi, Basidiomycota, Agaricomycetes, Agaricales, Psathyrellaceae. Gene Ontology annotation, biological process: spindle assembly; protein localization to microtubule plus-end; regulation of microtubule polymerization or depolymerization. The transcript is spliced from 6 exons.